Molecule: messenger RNA, 774 nt
Organism: Adineta ricciae
Lineage: Eukaryota; Metazoa; Rotifera; Eurotatoria; Adinetida; Adinetidae
Source: the annotation of a GenBank genome assembly
AUGCAAGAAGGGAGAAAUUCGAGAUUUUUCUCUUUUUUUUGUAACGUUUUUGACUCAAAGAGUAUUUUGACAACUAACAAACAUCAUGGAUCGAAACUCGUAUCUGAGAGUGAACCGAGAUCAUCUCUAUUACCUAAAGAAGAGAUCGUUCCGGAGCGUACAAGUCAUAUCUCUAUCAAUGAGCCAGGAUCUUAUCUGCUGCCCGUACCUGAGAAACCCGAUCUUAGUGAAGAAUUACCGUGCCGAAGGAGUCCAGUUCCAUCCAAAUGUAUAACAAAAAAAACAAUAUUAAUUAUAGUUAUCGUAGCUAUUGUUAUUGUUGUCAUAUCAGCAUGUCUCGUCGGCGUUAUUGUUUUCAAGGUAGCGCUGAACAACACGCAUAAGACAACCAAUGGCACCCUUAUUUUGGGCGAUAGCACAUACGUAGGUGAAAUCUUCGACGGACAGGCGCAGGGCUAUGGAACUUUGACGAAAGGGGAUGGCCGCCGUUAUGUAGGCAAUUUCAAUAUUAAUAAAUUGGAUGGGCAAGGAAUGUUAUUCCUUCGUGAUGGCUCGGGAACUGCUAGAAAGGUAUACGAAGGACAUUUUCUGGAAAAUAAAUUUGAUGGUCCAGGAGUGUAUUAUUAUCGAGACGGAAGUCGGUAUGAAGGUACAUGGACGAGCAAUCUAAGACACGGAGAUGGAAAAGUAGUUUUCGCCGAUGGACGUAGUCGUGGAGGACAAUGGGCGUAUGAUAAACUGAUUGAAAACGCGAACACAAGAAAGACGAAAUGA